AUGGACGCUCGGGGCGCCAGCCAACGCCACGGCGGCGGCGAGGACGUUGCGGGAGUGCAUCUUGAUCAUCAACCUCAUGCUUCUCGGCCAUCUGGUCCUGUCCGCAGCUAUCUCUCUUCGAGAGCUACCAUGCCUGUGUCGUUUGGUUCUGGUCCAUUGUCACGGCGUGGCGUCCAGCAUAACGUGACAACGAACAAUGGAAGCAUCCGUGCUUCGGCGAGAACCCGAACUAGCAUUGGCCAUGGAACAAAAGAAGCCGAGAUUUAGUAACUCUGUGGGGUUUGAUGGCUUUCGGCUGAAUUACAGUGUCACAGUCAAGACAUUAGCCGUCCUAUGCCCAACAGCAAGAGACAGUGGGAGGCUCACAGGUGAGAACCUUCUUUGGAACCUCAAGCCCUGCCACGCUCGGGCGAAAACCAGCAAAAUGCGGGGAACAGGGACAAGGCUCCCCAGAACGGGAUCCGGGGACGGGGUGGGUUCGACCAAGUUUUCCACGUGCCUCCCCGCAGCCCGCAUGGCGACUACCGUACUUUACAGCCCUAGAAGCGGUAGCGAUUCUCGUCAAGGUUGUAUUACGCCAAGGUUCCACCAACCUGGUCUGGUGUUAUUCGGCAUAAGACGGCGUAUGCCUUCCGCAUUGGGCCCGGAGUACCCCUUCCCGUUCACCUUGACACUACUGCGUACAACACAGUUCCUGUGGGCCUUUCCUGACGGUCGACGGCGUGCGAGUCGGUGACAGCUCCAAUUUCCCGAAUCACGAGUUGGGAGAGCCGCGCUAGAGUGGUGUUGUCGACUGAGGUUUGGUAUCAUCGCGGGAUGGGAGUGAGGUAUUGCUGCCCAUGAUGUCCAGUUCAAAUUCAGGCUCAUUGUCCAUAGCAACCUCAAGAGGCAACUGUAUCACUAGCCACCCGCCUUGGCCAGCUACAAUAGUAACUCUAUUGUUGAAGUAGAACAUUUCUCGAAGGCGGCUGGUGAGCGAGAAUGCAGGCUCACAAGCAGCUCGCACGAGGGGCGUCACCCGACAACGUGUGCAUGAGACUGGGGAUGGGGAUAAAUUCAAAGUACCGACUUUGCGGCUCCGUGACAGACUUGUUCAACACAUUUUGUUGUACCACCGGAAUCUGGACACAAUUCGCCACUUGACUUCUCGCCGCUUUAUCUGUCCUGAAUUAGUUGGAGAUCAGGACCGGUUCAUCUUCGGCUCCGGACUGCUCAUCUCGCUCAGGGACUGCUCAGGGUCUGCUCACUUUAUUCAGGGUCUGCUCAGGGUCUACUUACCUCGCUCAUGGACUGUUCAG
Messenger RNA from Podospora pseudocomata, 1298 nucleotides. RefSeq lists its product as uncharacterized. The transcript is spliced from 2 exons. The coding region runs from base 1 to 267 and encodes 88 amino acids. The record is from RefSeq and is a predicted model, not a curated record. NCBI's taxonomy places the organism in Eukaryota, Fungi, Ascomycota, Sordariomycetes, Sordariales, Podosporaceae.